GGAUCCUGGGUGUGUGCGGGCAGUUCAGUUCAGCUCAGAGACUGAGAGAGAAAACACCAGCAACAUCUCAACGUGAGUCCAGCUGUGCCUGUCAUCUGUCACCGUGCUCGUUACUUCUUCUCCAGCGGACGGACUGAGAAUGGGAAACUACCCGCGCUAGUUUCCGAAGAGGACAUUAAUUCAGGGGGAACUGUGCUAAAACUGCCAGGUUGAGUCUUCAGUCGAACCAUUUACCUGCAGAAAGGGCCCAGGAGCACAGUGGAAAUGCAGACUUUUCUGAAGGGCCGGAGAGUCGGCUACUGGCUCAGUGAGAAGAAGAUGAAGAAACUGAAUUUCCAGGCCUUUGCUGAUCUGUGCAGGAAAAGAGGAAUAGAAGUUGUUCAGCUGGAUCUCAGCCAACCUCUGGAGGACCAGGGACCCCUGGAUGUCAUCAUCCACAAACUGACCGACCUAAUCCUUGAGGCUGACCAGAAUGAUUCACAGGCUGUGCUGUUGGUGCAAAGAGUACAGGACUACAUUGAUGCUCAUCCUGAGACUAUCGUCCUGGAUCCGCUUCCAGCCAUCCGAACUCUGCUGGACCGCUGCAAAUCCUACCAGCUCAUCCACAGAAUAGAAAGCUGUAUGCGAGAUGAGAGGAUUUGCUCUCCUCCAUUCAUGGUCCUCAACACCGAGUGCAGCCCAGAUAUGCUGGAGCAGAUCAAGAGGCAAGGACUCACAUUCCCCUUCAUUUGCAAAACGAGGGUGGCUCAUGGCACCAACUCCCAUGAGAUGGCCAUUAUCUUCAGUGAAGAGGACCUGAAGGAUGUGAAACCUCCAUGUGUGAUUCAGAGUUUCAUCAACCAUAAUGCAGUACUCUACAAGGUGUUCGUGGUGGGAGACUCCUACACUGUAGUGGAGAGACCUUCCCUUAAGAAUUUCCCUGCUGGACCUGCAGACAGGAAAGCCAUUUUCUUCAACAGCCACAAUGUUUCCAAACCAGAGUCGUCCUCAGACUUGACCUCAAGAGAGAACGUGGAGGGAGUGUCUCAGCCACCCAGUGAUGAUGUCAUCAGAGAGUUGUCCAGGUCAUUGCGAGAAGCACUGGGCGUAUCCCUGUUUGGCAUCGAUGUAAUCAUCAACAAUCAAACAGGCCAGCAUGCCGUCAUUGACAUCAAUGCAUUCCCAGGUUAUGAAGGUGUUCCGGAGUUCUUCAACGACCUCCUGAACCACAUCAUCAGUGUGCUUCAGAGCAACAACCCCGACUUUGCUCCUGCUGGUGAACAGCCCAAAGGCCUGCCGGUGAGCACCACAGUACCCAACGCUGCUCCGCCAGCCCCGGGCUGCUGCAGCAUGCUGGGAAAAGAGCUGCAGAGACUGGGCUGCAACUCGGCCGUGUCACCCAACUUCCAGCAGCACUGUGUCUCCACGAUAGCCACCAAGGCUUCCUCCCAGUGACUGAUUUUCCUCCCCUCCCAGCCACCUUACCUCCCCAUUUGAUCCCUGAACAAAUAACGGAUGACAGUGGUGACAAUAAUAAUAAAUAAUAAUCAUAGUAAUUAUGAUGUUAAUGAUGAUAAUAUAUCUAAUCAAGAAACAAACCUUUUCUUAUAUAGUUAUUGGAAAUGAUGGUGAUUGGAUGUAAGCUUUGUUAUUUUUUUUUCCUCUGCCUUUUUUUUUUUUUUUUUUUUUUUGGUAUUUUUCGUUUUGUCUAAUGAGACUUUAACAGUACUGUAAUGUGAACUUUGGGAACUUUUGCCUAAUAGCUGAUUUUAUUUCUCUCUCUUGCGUGAGGUCUCUGUAAUGAAAGGGUCCAGACGAGGUAACUAGUUGGAAGGCCUAAUCAGGACUGGAGAAUGACGUGCCACUAGAUGUGCAAUGUAUGAUCCCUUGUAUCUGUCUCUCACACACACACACAACCUUCCUACAGGCACAUUUACACUGUGGCCAACUGUGCCAGUGAUGUGUGUUUGUAUUCUGGUCAAUACCACUGAGUACUGUGUACAAAGGUGUGGAGAGAGGAGGUGUCUGGGCAUUUGAACACUACUCCACAGAUCCCAGGCUGCUAUGUGACUGUGGCCAACAGACUGCAGAGAAUGAUGAGAUUGUUUUCUUGGUUUAAACAAACAGGUGAGCAGUUUAUUUUCCGAGUGCCAUCAAAUUCAGUGUGAGUGUAGGAAGGACUGCAGGAACAACAAAAAGAGCAUUCUUUUCGAAUGUUAAGAUGAAAUCUACAUGACCAUGUGACCAAGUUCAUUAGUUUUUUUUUUUUUAAUGAUUGUUGUGGCACUAGAGUGUGCAGGUCUUUUGAGUGUUUUUUUUUUUUUUU
Archocentrus centrarchus (flier cichlid) is the source of this 2305-nucleotide messenger RNA. RefSeq names its product inositol-tetrakisphosphate 1-kinase b (gene itpk1b). Gene Ontology annotation, cellular component: cytoplasm. The record is from RefSeq and is a predicted model, not a curated record. Gene Ontology annotation, molecular function: ATP binding; inositol-1,3,4-trisphosphate 5-kinase activity; magnesium ion binding. Gene Ontology annotation, biological process: inositol trisphosphate metabolic process. The coding region runs from base 265 to 1434 and encodes 389 amino acids. NCBI's taxonomy places the organism in Eukaryota, Metazoa, Chordata, Actinopteri, Cichliformes, Cichlidae. The transcript is spliced from 11 exons.